Plasmopara halstedii is the source of this 891-nucleotide messenger RNA. Its product is annotated as Zinc finger, SWIM-type. Bases 1 to 891 code for a protein of 296 amino acids. Gene Ontology annotation, molecular function: zinc ion binding. The transcript is spliced from 3 exons. The record is from RefSeq and is a predicted model, not a curated record. Lineage: Eukaryota; Oomycota; Peronosporomycetes; Peronosporales; Peronosporaceae.
AUGGUCGGUCGCGAUGGUAAUCUUAUCAACAAGAUUGUUGCUGUGGCACUAGCUCCAGUCGAAGACUAUUACAAGUACAUGUGGUUAUUCAGUAAAUUUCUACACAAUGGCUUUCCACUGACUGCAUGCCCAGUCCUUAGCGAUCGCAACGUCAGUCUGGUGUCGGACGCGGAAUCACUCGGGGAUCUUCAACAGUUUUGUGUUCGUCACAUCAUCGAUGUCGCGAUCGGAAAGUGUUAUGCUGGAAACCCAGCAGCUACAAUUUAUCCUAGUGCCAUACCUGCAAGCAAUUGGAGACUUCACCCCCAUGCCAACACUACAUCCUGGUAUGGCUGGCGGACAACGAACUUCGUGGAAAGCGAACAAGCGAAGAUUCUUCGCCGUAAGGCACGGAAAAUGCAACCAUACGAGAUUUUCAAGUCAUAUCUGACAAUUUUCAUGGGUGAGGCGUACAACCGGGUCCGACUAGGUCAGUUGUGGGUGAAUGCGGAUCGUAAGCUGACGCCGCGUGCAGAACAUGACGUUGCAUUCAUUGCCAGAAUCAGUAACCCGACGAAGCAGCGUCGCCUUGACUUAAAAUCAUUGACGUGUUCAUGCUUAACGUGUACUCAACAUCGAAUUGCGUGUCGCCAUCUAAUUGCGACUAUUCUCGACUACAACAUGGUCGAGUCAGCGUAUGAGUUGAUGGAUGAAUGCUACACAGUGGCCUCGUACCAAGAAAAUCCCGGGACACUAGUGAUCCCUGAGUACGAUUUGCUUACAGCUGACCUUAGUAUCCCCCCAGCAGCGUAUGUUCAACAAGCAGGUCGUCCAAGGAAAGACGCAUCAGAUCCCAUGGUGAGGUUGGCGGAAAGGCGAGGAAGCCAUACAAGUGCACCAUCUGUGGGGUGA